AAAAAAAUCAAAAUAAAAAAACACUCAUGUGUGUUAUGCAAUUUAUUGAAAAUAUAUAAAUAAUUAAAAAUUAUUAAUUAAAUUUUAAUAGCAACAUGGCAGUGCGUAAAGGAAAACUUGAAGAUGUGCCAGAACAUGCUGUCAUAUGUAAUUAUGAAGAUGCAAUUAUUCAUCAGUGGAGUGUAAUUAAACAAUGGCCAAAAUUAUCAGAAGUAUGGCCAUUUAAAAUUGGAUUGCCAAUGGUGACAACAACAGCAGCAUGGACUGGUUGGAAAAUUAAUUCAUUAAUUAGAAGAAAAUUAAAGUUAUUCAGUUAUGGACUUGGAACAACUCAACUUGCAAUGGCAUUAGCACCAGCAUUAUUUGUUGGAAGUUGUCAUUUAUUUUUUGUAACGAGUGAUGUUUUUUUUGAAAGCAAUCAGUGUCUUUUAUGUUUACAACAAAAAGCUGCAUUGAUUCAAGGUGCUUUUGGAAUUGGUUAUCCUCUAGUCAUGUCUCCAAUUGCAAAUUUCAUGUACGCUACUAGACAUGGUACUUAUAAUUUACCACAUUGGGCUGAUUACAAAGGAACAUUACAGUUGUAUUUCAAACUCAUAAAACCAAUGGGACCAACAAUUUUAAAAAUGCUGGUACUACAAACUUUUUUCACAGCAUUUAUUGUGUAUCAAGAAAAAUUAUCAAUUGAAAAAAUGCGUGUUGCACUUGAAAAUGAAGAAAAACUUUUAGAAAAAGAAGGCGUUGUUAUAAAACAAAGAAUAUACGAUUAAAUAAUUUAUAAUUUGCAUUUUAAUAAAUUUUUCAAACACAAAUAUUUAGCAUGUAACAACAAAUUUUCUUUAUUUUCAGUAUUAUAUUUAAUAUUUUUUUUUAAUUAUUAAUUCAACAAUAACUCAUUGGCAGUUGAAUAUAAUCCAGUAAAUAUUAACCGGAAAUUUCUAAGUAAAGCCGAACAAAAAAUAAACAAAAAAAAACUAUCUACGUAAGUUGAAUUUUUUUUUAAUUUAAGUGUUAUAUAUAUAUUUUUAAAUAAUAUCACUAUUAUUU
Aphidius gifuensis is the source of this 1044-nucleotide messenger RNA. RefSeq lists its product as uncharacterized. The transcript is spliced from 4 exons. Gene Ontology annotation, cellular component: mitochondrion. Bases 96 to 767 code for a protein of 223 amino acids. The record is from RefSeq and is a predicted model, not a curated record. NCBI's taxonomy places the organism in Eukaryota, Metazoa, Arthropoda, Insecta, Hymenoptera, Braconidae. Gene Ontology annotation, biological process: mitochondrial respiratory chain complex I assembly.